CUUCCUCGUCCCUCGUGUCAUAACAUGGUCGCCUAAUCUGGCAAUGACACGGACCCACAGCCAUCUGAAUUAAACGUGCGAAUCGAGGAUUUCUUCGCCGAAGCCAUGCCUCGCUACGAACUGGCCCUGAUCCUGAAGGCGAUGCAGCGGCCGGGGACGUCGGCUGCUCUCCGGCGGACAGUGGAGACUUUGAUGGAGCGGGGCGCGGUGGUGAGGCACCUGGAGAACUUGGGGGAAAGACUGUUGCCCUACACGAUAACCAAACACAAUGAGAGGCACAGCCGAGGGGGAUACUUUCUGGUCGAUUUCUACGCAGCCCCCAGCAUCCUCACGGGCUUACUGGAUCAUCUGCACCGCGAUGUGGACGUGGUGAGGCCCACUGUGCUGAAGAAGGACGACCAGGUUCCCAGCAGUAACUGCUGUGGCCCCCAACAGUGAUCGAAUGUUUCCACCGCUCAUAUCCAGACCGUGUACAGUGUGAUGCUUCCCUAUUUGAUCUUUUCCAUUGGUGUUGACCUACAUUUUGAAGUUAUAUCAUAAUAAACUACUUCUCUUUCUCA
Molecule: messenger RNA, 560 nt
Organism: Anarrhichthys ocellatus (wolf-eel)
Lineage: Eukaryota; Metazoa; Chordata; Actinopteri; Perciformes; Anarhichadidae
Gene: mrps6
Product: mitochondrial ribosomal protein S6
Exons: 2
Coding region: 106-438 (110 amino acids)
Biological process (GO): translation
Cellular component (GO): mitochondrial small ribosomal subunit; ribosome
Molecular function (GO): small ribosomal subunit rRNA binding; structural constituent of ribosome
Source: RefSeq, a predicted model, not a curated record